Meloidogyne enterolobii is the source of this 264-nucleotide messenger RNA. The record is from the annotation of a GenBank genome assembly. NCBI's taxonomy places the organism in Eukaryota, Metazoa, Nematoda, Chromadorea, Rhabditida, Meloidogynidae.
AAAAUGGUAAAACCAAAAAUUUAUGAUGAGUAUGAAGCCCAAAAAGCUGUAAAUGCGGCAAUUGACGAUACUUCGAUUGAAGAUGAUUUUGUUGAUCAAUAUUUUGAAGCUGCUUUGGAAGUGUUGACCGGGAAGGUCCAGGAACGCUCGGCGGCUUCUAAUCACAAUCUGGAUUUGAAACAAUUGGAGGCGCUUUUGAAGUUAGCUAGGAAGAAGCUUGGUAUACCUUUGACUGUUUUUUUAGCAAUAGAGCAAAUUAAUUAG